UUCUACGGUCGGUAAUCAGUACUCAGUAGUCUCGUUGCCGUCGUAUCGUGUGUACGUUUUGGCUUGACUUCGAUCAUUCCGUUUUGUGCGGUGUUCUUUAAUAUUAGUAGAACACGACAGCUACUAAGACUCGAUCAAGUAUUCUGUAGUAACAAUAGUAUUACGUAGUAAGCCUUCACGGUGUCCGCGUAAACAAGAUCCGUAUAGUUUUGGUGGUGAAUGUGUUAACGUUUUCAGUGUUUUUUCAAAAAUCUUUCAAAAACUGAUAACAGCAUCGCGACAACGACGACGACAAGUCGUUCAGUGGUAUAGAUCUCAUCGGUCGGUCGAACGAUUUCGAGACUAUCACAUCUGUGUCUACUACUAUCACACACGAUGAACCUGAUGUGCACCGAGUCGCAGACGACGUCCGAAGACAGGUGUUUCGCCGAGGACCGGACUAUUUUCCGGGAUGAGCGGGCUGUUAAGAAGCUGUUGGAGACCGAGUCACAGUACGUGCCCGGGUGUGAUUACAUGGCCCACUCCCAUUCCAACUUGCAGCCAUUCAUGAGAAGGGUGGUGGCCACGUGGAUGUUGGACGUAUGUGAAGAACAAAGGUGCGAAGAUCAAGUGUUUCCAUUAUCUGUAAAUUUCUUGGACAGAUUUUUAUGCGCUUGUGAUAUAUCUAAAACACACUUGCAGCUCACUGGUGCCGUGUGUCUGUUAUUAGCAUCAAAAGUGCGACAAUGUACAGCACUUUCCAUUGAACUCUUAUGCUACUACACAGAAAACAGCGUCACUCCAGAAGAAAUGAGGGAAUGGGAAUUAUUAGUUAUUUCUAAAUUGGAGUGGAGGAUUGUAGCCGUCACUAGUUUCGAUUACGUGGAUCAUAUUAUGGAACAAAUUAAAUGGAAAAGACGAAAUGAUUCAAUGCUCAGAAGGCAUAUGUUGACACUCAUCUCCUUCUGUUAUAUAGAACCCGAUUUCAUAGCGAAAAAACCGUCGGUGAUGGCGGCGUCGUGCAUGUUGUCGGCCAUCCGCGGAAUCGAUCCGUCCGCGGCUGCCGAGGUGGCGGCAGAGCUGUGCGUGCUGUUGGCGUGCACCGCGGCCGAGGUGGACGAACACGUGUCGCUCAUCGACGCGCUGGUGGCCAGCACGACGGCCGCGGCCACGCCAGAAAAAUCGGAAAACAACAAUCCAGCUUCCGAGCCGCCCGUCAAGAAGCCGUACCGCGUGCAGGACUGCGGCCUGCACGGCGGCGGCGGUCGUCUGUAGUGCGGGUCCCGCGACCGCGUGUACAAACGUGACACGUUAUGUCCGCGUGCGAGUGCAUCAGGUAAACAGAAACGUGCCACUACAUUCGCGGACCUGACGAUGACAAUUUUUUAUGAAAAUUUUUCCCCCCUGUGUUCCACUUUCUCGCUCAUCCGACACGGAGAUUGCCGGUCGGGUUCUCCGUUUCGGCGUACGAUAUUGUAUUUUCAUAUCAAACUCACAAUAUCUAUACAACUAUAUUAUAAUCAUCGUAAUCUCAGCUGCGACGGUUAGGGGCAAUAACAUACGACCGACCGUGCCGUCGACGGGACAUUAUUAUAAGAUAAUAUUUUGUUUUGUUUCUACCUCAUGUAAAAUAAUAUAUUAUUGUACAAUAUUAUUUUUAUUAUCAUAAUAUACCACUGCAGGUGUAUUGAAUAAUUUUUUAAUUUUUAUUUAUUUAUUCCCCCCCCCCCCAAAAAAAAACCGUUGAAAAACGAGAUUAUUAAUUUUUAUCAUCAUUAAAUGAUUUACUUGUUUUUUUCUUUUAUUCAAUAAUCUUAUUGUAAUAAGUGAACUUUCAUUUUUGGUUUUAUUAUGAUAUUAUAUUAUUACGCUUUUUUUCGUUUAUAGCGACGAUGGCCACCACUCAAGCGAAUUCGCUAUCUUAUUUUGUUAAUUAAAUAUUAUUAUUAUUAUUAUUAUUAUUAUUAUUAUUAUUAUUACAUACGUAGGUUAUAUUAUUAUAUAUGUUUAGUUAUAAUAUUAAAAGAAAAAUGUGAUAAAUAGUUUUAGGUUUUAUAAUAUGUUCUCCGCAGGAGCUUAUAUUUCUUAAGGUUUAGUGGUUAUUAUCAAUAUUAUAUUACGAUAUAACAUUAUUCAUUUAUGUCUUUAGUGUUUUAAGUUUUACAUCCCUUAUUGUUUAUUUUAUUUAAUUAUUACUUAUUAGUUAUUAUUACUAUUAUUAUUUUAUGUAUGAUCUCUCCUCUUUAUAUGUAAAUGAUAUGGAAAACAUUGUUUCAUUAGAAAAAAAAAAUCCAAAAAGAGCUGAUUUGUAUAUAAUAUUUUUUUUCUUAUUCAUUAGUUCUUUCCUCCGUUGAAGAAAUUGGAUAAUUAUUAAUCAUAAUAAAUCAUGUAUAAUAUUACAGAUAAUAUAGAUUAAUUUAUUCACAGACUUAGUUAAAUAUUGUUAUAACAAUUUAAAUAUAGCGAAAAUUUUAUAGAUCUCUUGAACGUGGGCUAUUCAUAUUAUAAUAAUAAUAAUAUUUGUAAAAUUAGUUUUGUUUUAUUAUUAUUAGGUAUUUAAUAUUCUUUAUAUUUCCUUUCUAUCGUUUAUAGAUAUAUAUUUUGUAGUCAUUCAGUAAAACACAUUAUUAUUCGAGUCAAAGUAGCUAAAUUAUUAUUUACACGUCAUGUUCUUGAUCUCCAAAAACGCGUAUAGUAAAAUAUAAUAUAUUAAAAGAAAAUUAUUAUUUAAUUAAUAAGUAAUAGGUACCAAUCUCUAGUAAGGAUGUUAUUUUUUAUACCUAAAUAAGAUUAAACACGCAACCAUAACCAUUAUUUUUAUUUCUCCCAUUUUAAUAGUACAAUAAAAAUUAUCAUUAAAUUAAAUUAUUCUAAGUGAAUAAAUAUACGUCAUAAUAUAGUCAAUGCAAAGGGAUAUGGUUCAACGAUCAUCAUUUGAGUUACCUUGUUUUUGACGUACUCCCCGCUACUACACCAUCCCUAAUUUGACAAUAAUAGCAGUAACGUUUUCAUUAGUAAUAUUAUUAUUAUUAUUAUGUUUUUUUUAUUAUUAUAUAACAAUUAUUAGUUGCUUCGCAAUUAUUAUCAUCAUAAUAUGAUUACCUAAAAGUUAUACAUAAUAUGUUCACUAGCCAUAUGAUUUUGUUUUUUUCUUUAUUUUUGAGUUAUAAAACAUUAUUAUUAUUUUAAUAAUCGGCUAAAAGAUUGUUUAUUUUUUUUUUUAUCAUUAAUUUGAUUUAACGCCUGGCGAAUGGACGGCUUUAAUGUAUUUAUAAAUAUUUUUAUUAUUAUUAUUAAUUUUAUUUAUUAUUAUUAUUAUUAUUAUUAUAUUACUAUUAAAAUAAAAUUAGUUUUAUAAUAUAUUAAUUGUAAUUUCUCACGAGUAGGCAGCCGAUUCAACUGCGCUCGGAUACAGCUAUCAAACCAAAUCGAAAUGUCCCUAUUUUGGUCGUCAUCGAACGAUCAUCCCCAAAUCUUCUAUUUCUCCUUACACACUUCCCCGUACUUUAUCAAUAAGUAUUACAAUAAAGUGUAUACUGAUAAUAUAAUAUAAUAUGUUCACUCGCAUUAUUUUAUUUUAUUAUAUGUUUUUUUUCGCCUGUACAACUUACGUGUUAAGAAGAAAUAUAUUUAUUGUAUAAAAAAUACGAAAAAUAAAUCGAAACAUAUUUUAUGACACCAUAA
Messenger RNA from Rhopalosiphum padi (bird cherry-oat aphid), 3663 nucleotides. RefSeq names its product G1/S-specific cyclin-D2-like. The transcript has 4 exons. The record is from RefSeq and is a predicted model, not a curated record. Lineage: Eukaryota; Metazoa; Arthropoda; Insecta; Hemiptera; Aphididae. Gene Ontology annotation, cellular component: nucleus; cyclin-dependent protein kinase holoenzyme complex; cytoplasm. Bases 376 to 1254 code for a protein of 292 amino acids. Gene Ontology annotation, molecular function: cyclin-dependent protein serine/threonine kinase regulator activity. Gene Ontology annotation, biological process: regulation of cyclin-dependent protein serine/threonine kinase activity; positive regulation of G1/S transition of mitotic cell cycle; mitotic cell cycle phase transition.